Molecule: messenger RNA, 1359 nt
Organism: Hyaloscypha bicolor E
Lineage: Eukaryota; Fungi; Ascomycota; Leotiomycetes; Helotiales; Hyaloscyphaceae
Exons: 3
Coding region: 1-1359 (452 amino acids)
Biological process (GO): branched-chain amino acid catabolic process
Molecular function (GO): oxidoreductase activity, acting on the aldehyde or oxo group of donors, disulfide as acceptor
Source: RefSeq, a predicted model, not a curated record
AUGAGGGUCCCGCUUGCCAGCCUGGCUCGCAGCCCUCGCCAUUCAACAUUCCUCCCUGGACACCCAGCUUACAGAGCUCCCCUACCCCAAAGAUGGUCUUCUUCAUUGUCCCGGAAGCCCGGAUCAGCAGGUGUACGUUUCCCCGGAGCAGUCGACAGCAAGUUCACCAAUGCUCUGCACUUCGAGCGUCCAGCAACAUACCCAGCAAUUCCCACAUAUCGUGCAUUGAGCCCUGAUGGCGACAUAAUCGAUUCUUCUUUCACACCACCUUCCGAUACUCUUGCUCUGUCAAUGUACGAAAACAUGCUUUCCAUCUCAAUAAUGGACCUGAUCAUGUUCGAUGCACAGCGACAAGGGAGACUAAGUUUCUACAUGACCAGUCAAGGCGAAGAAGGGACAUGCGUGGGCUCAGCAUCUGCUUUGGAAAAAGAGGAUGUAAUAUUUUGCCAAUACAGGGAGGCUGGUGUGUUUAUACAGAGGGGAUACACAUUUGAUAAUUUCAUGAGCCAGCUAUUUGCGAACAAGAAGGAUGCUGGGAAAGGGAGGAAUAUGCCCGUACAUUACGGAAGUGCUACUCUGAACAUUCAUACCAUUUCCUCUCCUCUGGCGACUCAGAUACCACAAGCAGCUGGUGCAGCAUAUGCCCUCAAAAUGCAACGGCUCACAGAUCCCAACACUCCUUCACGGAUAGUGGCCUGCUACUUCGGCGAAGGUGCAGCUAGUGAAGGAGACUUCCAUGCGGCUCUCAACAUUGCAGCCACACGGUCAUGUCCAGUUGUAUUUAUUUGCCGGAACAACGGGUACGCAAUCAGUACGCCGACGUUAGAGCAAUACCGUGGUGACGGUAUUGCGAGUCGAGGAACAGGCUAUGGAAUUGAUACUAUUCGUGUAGAUGGGAACGACAUCCUUGCCGUGCGGAAAGUGACCAAGAAGGCUCGCGAAAUGGCCUUGCAAGAUGGCGGUCGACCAGUCUUGAUUGAGGCAAUGUCCUACCGGAUUUCUCAUCACAGCACGAGCGAUGACUCGUUUGCCUACCGUGCGAAAGUCGAGGUUGAAGACUGGAAACGACGAGACAACCCAAUUACCAGAUUACGGAAAUACUUGGAGAAGAAAAGUCUCUGGAGCGAAGAGAAAGAGGCUGAGGCGAGAGGGAGACUUAGAAAAGAGUGCCUCAAGGCGUUUGCACAGGCUGAGAAGGAGAAAAAACCGCCACUGAGGUCUAUAUUUGAGGAUGUUUACGAGGAAAUGACUCCCGAAACGAAGGCACAGAUGGAGCAGUUGAGGGGCAUUAUCGAGCGGUAUCCGGAAGAGUAUGAUUGUAGUGAGUUUGAGGGAGGGAAGGAUACUCUCUCACCCUGA